Molecule: messenger RNA, 5339 nt
Organism: Manduca sexta (tobacco hornworm)
Lineage: Eukaryota; Metazoa; Arthropoda; Insecta; Lepidoptera; Sphingidae
Exons: 7
Coding region: 546-1403 (285 amino acids)
Source: RefSeq, a predicted model, not a curated record
UUGGACUGGCGCGGCGUUCGAAACAUUAAGUAGUGCUGAUUGGAAAUUAAAACGAUAUUAUACGAUACUGAAAUUGUUGAUAAAAACGAAUUGGAUUUAAAUUUCGAAUCGUACAAGUUUAAUUAUAAAAUAAUUCGAUCGUAAUGAAACCGACAGUACUAUGGAAGUAUUUACGUGAAUUAUUAAUUCCAAAAUUGAAAUGAAGUGUCGAUCGAAUGUUGUGUUAGAAAUUGACUUAGGAUUUAGACGUGGCUAUAAUUAAAUGUAUUGGAAAAGAAAAUCGUGGAAAAUGCUGAUAAAAAUAAAUAACAGACACAAUAGAAACUGAUAAUAGUUUUCCUUACACACAACGUAAAAUAUAACGAGUCAAUUGCAACAGCAAAAAUAAAAUUCAAACAUAAAACAAAAAUAAUCCGAUCACAAAUGUGAACGCGAAUGUGAUUAACCAUACAGAAGUGAAAAUAAAUGAAGUGGUAUUUAAUAAAACUUAAAAUGUACAAUGAGUUGCAACUGAUCGCGAAGUAUAGGAAGAAGACUGAAGGCAUAUGAUCAUGAUGUCGCUACUUCAGAUGCUGUUGAUGUUCACUGCGCUUCUGUUUAUGGGUACAGUGAACACACUCAAGUCCCUGCAAAUCCACGUUCCCAAAGCGGUGCUGACGGGAAGAGACGCAGAACUGAUGUGCACAUACGAGCUGGAAGGGGCGCAGCUGUACUCAAUAAGAUGGUACAAAAACAUGAUUGAGUUCUAUCGGUUUGUACCGAAGGAAUCGCCAGCGACGAAGGUGUUUCCAGUGGCCGAGAUCAAAGUUGAUGUAGCAGCGUCAGAUCAAAAUCGCGUGGUCUUAACAGAAGUGGACAGGACGUUGACUGGAGAAUAUCAGUGCGAGGUUUCGGCAGACGCACCACUCUUCCAUACAGAUAUCAAGUCGGCAGAAAUGGUUGUUGUCGAGCCGCCGCUCACCGGGCCCAACGUGACGUCAGAUCGUAUGUCGUACGUCGGUGGUGACCACAUCAGAGCGAACUGCACCUCACCACCGUCGCUGCCGGCUGCCAACGUCACGUGGUACGUCAACGAGCAAAUGGUGCCGGGCCUCACAGCAAACCAUGUGUUAAACUUCAGCAACGGGUACGCAUCCAGCUUAGCAACUUUGGAGCUGGAGGCAGCCGUGCUGUCACCAGUGCCGACGCUCAUGAUACGAUGUGAGGCGUCCAUUUUUGACGUGUGGAGAGCGACCAGCCACACUCUAGUAUUACGCGAACGGAAUGCUAAUCCCGCAUCUGCGUUAGGAAGAAGUUUCACAGGUGCGGGCACAGAAAAAUGUCUACCAACCAUCAUGGUGUUACUCCUACAAAUAUUUUUACAAUUCCUAUUACAGAGCUACACUGAGACUUCUAUAAGAUAGCUGACGCGGUUCCUUCUUUAAUUAUAUAGCCUUUACUUUAACAUUUAAUCGUUCUGAAUUUAAUGUUUGAUACGUUUGUAGCUAUGAAUUUAUACGCCCAAUAAUAAAUCAACCUUAUCAGAAAUUAACAAAUAAGCUUUCAACUGAUGGUAAAUUAUUAUCAUCGCCAUUAACACUCACAAAACCAGAGAUUUAUACAUUUAUCUAUAUAAGGCAACGCGCAGACACGUAUAGAUGGUAAUGAUCAUAAAAUAAUUAUUAUUGUAUUUAAACUUUAUUUUUUACCUAUUUUGUCAGUGCCUCGAAGCGGCAAUAUUGCAAAGUUCCAUUUUUAAAUAUUACCAUAUAUUUAAAAAUCGUUCGAAUUUUAAAAACCAUGUCCAAUAAGAAUGAAUAAAAACGGACAAAUAAGAUUUAUAUUGGGCGUAUAUUUACAGCAACGAAUAAAAUAAUCAAGAAAUAUAUAAAAAUCGAAUUCAAUGUUUUCAACGCUUGACAAAACAUUCCUUGUUAUUCCUAAAACUCAAAUGAAAUUGUAGAAAUAUAAUACGAAAUUAAAAUGGAUACGUUAAAUUUCCCUCUUUAGGUUAAUUGUUAAUAUAGACUGAUUACAUAGAAUAAUUUGUGUUGUAAAUAAACGAUGAAUGUUUGUAAGAAUACAAACAAAAAUGUUUGUACUAAAUAGUAUAAUUGUUAGUGUGAGUAGAAUUAAGUGAAAACGUUCCGAUAUUUAUUUAGUUUAGUAUUAAUGAGGGGAAAUUUGAGCCCUAAUUACGUCUCUGUAUUGAGAACAAGUAUAUAUGCUCUUAUAGUAUCACAAUGAGAACCUUAAUAUACAUAUUAAUACGAGCAUAUAUAGCAUAUAAAUGACCCUCAAAAUCGAAAAAAAAUUACGUAAAAAUAUCUUCAAUUUGUUUUUAAAUUGCAUCACAAUUAUUUAAGCAAUAAAUCCUGUGAUUAAACUCUUAAAAUAUCACCAAUUACGCCAAUCAAAAAUAAAGAAAAAUUAAUAGUUUUCAAUGUGAAAGGCCAUUUAAAUGAGCAUUCGAUAAAAAAAGAGAUAGUUUCAUAUUUAACUACAAAAAAUAUCAUUCUAUUCAUUUAUUUACAUAAAUCAGAUUAAAAAAUACAAAUCAUUAGGGAAACGCGCAAAUUCUACACAAACAAUAAUUCAAUUUAUACCAAUUAAUUUCAUACGCAUUUAAUUACCAUUCGAAUAAUUAAAUCACGGAUCAUUUUCCACUAAUCGGUAAUUUAUUGACAUAGACUAAAAAUAUAAGCUCGAAAUAGGAUAACGAUUCGAAAGACAUGUAAAAAAUUGUUACAACAGUCACUCCAUUUAGGCUUACGUAAGCCGAAUCAAAAGGAAAGAGUGCCAUAUUUCCUUAUUUACAGACAAGAAGGGUAGACGGAACUAAGGUAACAAGAAUAUAUUUUCGUCUCUCAAGUUGCCGUCGCUUUUUGAAAAUCUUAUAGUUCACAUUUGUCUCUGAAGUUAUGAACCCUUAUAUAAUUUUUGUGGCUUACAUCCGCACAAUUAUGAUUAUACUUAUGGAGAAUUUCUUUACGUUUAAGUUAAGGCUCUCUGCGCAAUAAACAAUAUUACAACUUGGACAAGACAGGCUAAAAAGAGACAACUGAUGGACAGGCGUUCCGUCCUUUAUCGGUUUUCUAUAUGAAAUGUUAUUGCGUAUUUUUUGUUUUAUUGCGUAUGUUUAUACAAAAUAAGCCCUUAUCUAUAACAAAACACAAAAGAUAAUCCUAAAUUCUUUUCUUGGUUUCAUAGACAGUAUAAUAGCCGCAAUCUGGAAUUCGUAGUUUAAUACACAGGUCAAUGGCUCCUAAGUAAACUGUCGUAUCUGAAAAAAUAGCGAUUUUUUGCGUUUCGUUAAAUAGGUAGGUUCAGUUACCCAUUAAAAAACGUUAACAAAUUAAGAUUUUAUUUACUAUUUACUCCCAAAUUCAUAGAAAAAAUAAUAGAUUUUUUAAUGAGUUUCAUAGUAAACAGUACUAAGAUAAUGAAACGCUAAAAAAUGAAAAUCAUUAUUUUUCUAGAUACGAUAGUUUACUUAGGAGCCAUGGAGGCUUUAACGAGCUGACUGAGAUUUCUUCUUAAUCAAGUUGGCUAGUGUGCGGAAGCCAUAAAUUUGCAAUACAUUCCACAAGAACAUUUAUCCAAUUUGUCAUAUAAAAUGCGUAAAUAUUUGUAAAUUUUACCCAAUGAUAAUUGUCAUGCUAUAAAAUUGUAUGAGUUUAAAAUCACGUUGUUACUGCAAAAUAUGUUAUUUUAUUAUUGUUGACAGAUAAAAACUUGUACCUACAUUUUUAGCUUAAUAAAGUUUGGUCACACACUCACGUGCAGGGCCCGGGCCGUGGUCCAACCGCGUACAAAUAAUAUAUUAUUUAACUUGAUUAAAAUUAGGUAAAAUUGUGAAGUAAUUUUAUUAGUAAUCCUCAUACCUCUUCUACAUGCUGGUAAUAGGAAAUUUGUAUCCACUCGAACAGCGACUGCCAUAUAUAAGCUGCUAACCCGCCAUAGUAAUUAACAUAAGUGUGUUCCGAGAUCAGCAUGUAUUUCUCGACUUCAUCAGCUGCCAUAAUUAUGUCUUCUUGCAAGGGGGAAUCGUCUCUGGUUAGUCGGCGCUCUAUACGAACCCCACUCUAUUUACUAUCAGCAGGUCAUUUAGUCGAAUAAAAAAGUCCGACAGCGCAUCUAUCUCCUAAUGUUGUACAAGUUAAUAAACAAUUACUUAACUUCUUACUCGAUUCAUGCUUUAAUCACACAAGACCGACUUCACACCAUUUCAAAGGCAUGCUAUUGUUUAUUCAUAUUUGCUUUUAUUUACAUCAGUGAGAUUAUCUGAAGCUCGGUAAAUCCCCCUCUUUCUCAAUUCUGAUAGCCCUCCUUAAAGGCCAGCAACACAUUCACAUUAUCUCUAUGUGGAUAUUAUUGACCGUGACCUUCAAAAAAACACCAGAACAAGACGUGUGAACUGGCUUUUAUUAAUAACAUAUUUAUUUGUCAACCCUGACGCAACACGUUCCACUGCACUGACACUGCACGUCAAUGUGUAAUCAAAGCAUUAAGUUUUUUAGCUACAUUUAUAAUUAAAAAAUGAUGGUGCAUUUACAUGAAUAUAUUCGAUAAUAAUGUUACAUGUUAUAAAGUUGUAACUAUUAGAAUAGUACAUGUAUAUAUGUAAGUUACUAUGUUUUUAAUUGUAAGUAAUUUUAAAAUGUAUACAGAUAACACGUGAGAUGACGUAAAUAUAAAGGAUUAAUGAACGUUCCGGUCAUUUGUACUGAAUUUAGCCGAGUCCAGAGUUAUUUUGAGCAAAUAAAUCAUCUAGCAUUAACUAAUCUCCUCCACCGAUAAAUGCUUAUAAUUCUAGAAGCACAGAUGCAUGGAUUAUAUUGAAGGAAAGGAAUGAGAAUCAAACAGGCUUCCGACCCUGAGACAAUGAAACGAAAUCUAUUUAUUUUAUUUCCAAUCAGUAAUAUCUCAUUACUAAUCAAAAUUGUUUUUAAUUAUUUUACUGUCAAACCAUUCAAUUUAACAUACCAUUACGCACGUUUUGAUGGCCAGUAUUAUUUACCAUGGAGGGUAAUGAGAAAUUAUGCAUUAAGAAAUUGUAUGCGAUGGUAAUGAAUAAAUACAUAUAACUAUAAAAUAUUUUCGUGUAUAACUCUACGCUCGGCUUAAUUUGUUCAAUGACCGUACAGAAAUAAUAAUUUCAUUUAAUAACUACUUUUAAUUUUUAAUUUCUUUUUUAAGUAUAAAAAAAAUUAGGCGAGUCAUUUUGUACAUUACACGGUUGACUAUGUCGAUAUUAUUUAGAUAAUUUAAUGAAGUUACUACAUUUGAAACUAAUCGUUAUGUAUACGAUCUUAAUGACGACGAUAGAACGCAUUUCAUAAUCAGGAAUAAUUGGAAAA